Molecule: messenger RNA, 1743 nt
Organism: Rodentolepis nana
Lineage: Eukaryota; Metazoa; Platyhelminthes; Cestoda; Cyclophyllidea; Hymenolepididae
Source: the annotation of a GenBank genome assembly
AUGAUGCCAUUAAAAAAGCAAAGCAGUGCUGCGGAAAUAUGGUACAAUUCAUUUGCAUCUCCAAAAACGACUGAUUCUGCUCCCCCAAAUGAACCCUGGACAAACGUAUAUGCUCCUGGAGACAUAAAAGAUGUCGCUGUUCAUCAUGAAAAACUGAAAGAAGUAAAGGAAGCGUGCAGAAGUUUGAAAAUACGUAAAAGUUGUAUUGUAGUUAUUACUGGUCCUCCCGGUUCCUCAAAAUCCACCUGCCUUCAGACAGUUUGUCAAUCGCUCGGUUUUUCGUCCCCCAUUAUCUGGGAGGAAACAGAGAAUGAUUACAAUGAAACAGGGUCUACUGAAUAUGAUAAAUUUGAGGAGUUUCUUUUGAAAUCCACCCGCUAUUCAAGUACUAAUGACUCUUCAAAGUUAGAUUUUCGGCAGUCAGCAAACACUGCCAACACAAGACCACCCCAACUAGUUCUUGUCGAAAACCUACCGGUUGGAUUAACCGAAAAGCCAGCUCGCUUUCACAGUAUCCUUAGAGCCGCCCUAUCUCAUGUUCUUAUUCCUACUCUCUUAGCAUUUGUUCUUACGAAGUCCUCUUCAAAUGGCGGUUUCAGUGUGUCAAAUGUUUCCAGUUUCGAUAAUGGCAGUUUGAGUAGGCUUUUCCCUCCCCACAUCGUGCAAGAGCUUGGAAUUUAUCGAAUUGAAUUCAACCCAAUUGCUUCUACAAUCAUGACAAGAGCUAUCAAUCGUAUUUCAAAGAUUCCCCUUCCUUCUAAAGGGUUUAUUCAAUCGUUGGCUGCUACUAGUUCUGGUGAUAUUCGACUGGCGAUUAACAAUCUUCAAUUCGCCUUAAUAUCUGCAAAACAAACAGGCAAAAGUAGUCCGAUGGAAUACUGUGUUUAUGAAAGAGAUGCUGGACUGGCUCUAUUUCAUGCAUUGGGCAAGAUUCUUUACUCCAAACGUCUAAGUGAGUCAGAUAACAAAUGUCGGUCUCUUCCUUCCCAUCUGCAGGCUUAUAAACGGUCACCUCUGUCUUUCACUCCUGAGUCGGUUCUUGAUCAGAGCGGUUUAUCCGGAGACGACGCAGUCGCUUGGCUACACGAGAACUACCUACUUUUUCACACCAACUCAGACACUGAAUCCUUCAACUCCCUUGCCUUAAUCAGCACUCAAAUCUCCUGGUCAGAUGCCUAUCUUUCAGGGGGUAUGAACUGGCGUCUUGGGCUUACUCCCGCUGCUGACCGAAACUCAGGAGUCUGUAUGGCUGGUAGCCAUUAUGCCGCUAUGGCAACCGCCCGAUGCAUCGCUUUUCAUUCGCCUGGAAAUGCUUCGGGUGCUGUUGGCAAUCGCUUCCGUCCUCUCAAAGCUCCCCAGUCGAAAUCAGUUGAGAAUGGCAGAAGGGACUCUUGGGAAACACUUAGAACCUCACUCUCUGGCGCAUCUGGAGCGCGAUUUAAGGAUGUGUUGGUUGCUGGAUUGAGAACGAGCCUGCUUGAUAGAUUUCCUCUUGAAUUGAAGAUCCUAGGUACAAAAUAUCCCGGUGACAAGCAGUUAGUCUCCUCAAUAUGUCUUUUCCGGAACAGAGAAAAUGGUUACGAAAGACCUAGUAAAAGACGAGCCGAUCAUUUUGCAAACGAACCAUCCCGGUCAACACAGCGUUACUACCUCUACGACAAUGACGAGACCGAAGGAGUUUCUGCAAAUAUUGAUUUGGAGAUGAAAAUCGAUGAGGACUUCAGCGAUGAAGAUCAAAGGUGA